Molecule: messenger RNA, 1656 nt
Organism: Entamoeba histolytica HM-1:IMSS
Lineage: Eukaryota; Evosea; Mastigamoebida; Endamoebidae
Product: mucin-2 precursor, putative
Exons: 1
Coding region: 1-1656 (551 amino acids)
Biological process (GO): protein import into nucleus; RNA export from nucleus
Cellular component (GO): nuclear pore central transport channel; nuclear pore
Molecular function (GO): phospholipid binding; structural constituent of nuclear pore
Source: RefSeq, a predicted model, not a curated record
AUGAACAAUCAAUUCUCUUCAUUUCAAUCUGGUCAACAAAAUCCUUUUGGAACUCCAAACAAUACUACACAACCUCAAUUUGGUACAAAUUCUUCAUUCGCUGGAUUUAAUACUAACCAAACGUCGGGAACAACUAAUCCGUUCAAUUCUACUGGAAGUUCAGUCUCAGGAGCAAAUAACCCUUUUGCUACUACUCAAAACAAUACAACAACUCCUUUCACAACAGGAACAACUAACCCAUUUAAUACUACUAACAAUACUACUAACUCAACAACUAAUCCAUUUAAUACUAAUACUACAAGCACCAACAAUCCAUUUAAUACAAAUACUACUAAUAAUCCAUUUAGUACUAAUAACACUACCAAUGGAACAACCAAUUUAUUUAAUCAAACUCCUUCUUCUAAUACUAUAACACCAGGAAAUAAUACAACUACUACAACAGGAAGUAAUCCAUUUGGUAAUUUCACUACCACUAAUAAUACUACCUCCAGUACAACUUCAACAGGAACAACCAUCACAACAGGAAGUAAUCCAUUUGGUAAUUUCACUCCCUCAAACUCAGCUCCAACAACAGGAAAUAAUACAACAGGAACAACUACCACAACAGGAAAUAAUACAACUUCAACAGGAAGUAAUCCAUUUGGUAAUUUCACUACUUCAAACUCAACUACCACAACAGGAACAACAACUACAACAGGAAAUAACACAACUACAGGAACAACCACAACAACAGGAAGUAAUCCAUUUGGUAAUUUCAAUACAAAUAAUACCACUUCUAAUGCUAGUACAACUCCAACAACAGGAAGUAACCCAUUUGGUAAUUUCACUACCUCAAACACAACUCCAACAACAGGAACAACCACAACAACAGGAAGUAAUCCAUUUGGUAAUUUCACAAAUACUAUUACUUCUAGUGCUACUACACCAAAUACAACUGGAACAAACACAAGUAAUCCAUUUGGUAAUUUCACAAGUAGCACUACUAACACUACCACAACAAAUGGAUCAGGAAAUCCAUUUGGUACAAAUAACUUGUUGAAUAGCUCCACAACUGGUAUUCAAACAAAUGGGAAUCAACCAACAACAAAUGACAUUCAAAGCUCUAUACAAAAAGAGGCAGAACUAUUGUUUUCUCGAGCAAAGACAUUAGGGUUAGAUGAUUGUAUUGAAGAAUGGAACAAAGACUUACAAAGUGAUGCCAAACGAUUCCAAGAAAUAUCAGAAAAGAUUAAGGCACAGAAUGAAUCUAUUAUGAAAGCAGAAAAGGAAAUUGAAGAGCUUAAAAAAUUUGUUCAACAAAUGAGUGUUGUGAAAGACCAAAUGAUUGAUGUAGUCACACAAAUAGAAAAACAACAAAUAGAAACAGAAACACAUAUCAAAGAGAUUCAAAAUAAACAUCCUGGCUCAUCUGGAACAACAAAGAAUGUGGUACAAACUGUCAUUGAUACACUUGAUAGUUUAGAAGGAAAAUAUAAAGAAGUCAAAAAACAAAUUACUAAUCACAAUUAUGCAGAAGUAAAAGAAGGAGAAAAUAAAGAGUGUGUUCAAAUUAUUCAAUUAUUAAAUGCUCAUAGAAGAGCACUUGAUUGGAUGGAAAGAAGUACUAAUGAACUUAAAGAUAAUAUAGAUGACAUUGCUCAAGAUAUUAUUCAAUAA